Molecule: messenger RNA, 5166 nt
Organism: Thrips palmi
Lineage: Eukaryota; Metazoa; Arthropoda; Insecta; Thysanoptera; Thripidae
Gene: Pten
Product: phosphatidylinositol 3,4,5-trisphosphate 3-phosphatase and dual-specificity protein phosphatase PTEN
Exons: 10
Coding region: 576-1889 (437 amino acids)
Biological process (GO): regulation of phosphatidylinositol 3-kinase/protein kinase B signal transduction; cell motility; negative regulation of cell population proliferation
Cellular component (GO): cell projection; cytosol; plasma membrane
Molecular function (GO): protein tyrosine phosphatase activity; phosphatidylinositol-3,4,5-trisphosphate 3-phosphatase activity
Source: RefSeq, a predicted model, not a curated record
AAAUCCUUGGUCUCAGAAAGCUGAGGACGCCAUUGGCCAUUGCUUAGUGCAGCAUUGACAAAGGAACACAGUAGUCUAGCGUUUUGUAGUUGCUGAAUUUCAUUGAAUGUGAUUUCAAUCACGUUAAAAUGUGCACCCCCAUUAUGCACUCAUGCCGCGAGUGCUGAGGUCUUUGGUUGGAUCUCCGUGUGAGGAGCCAAAGACCAGCGUGACAGAUCGGGCAGCGGGCAUCGCAUCGGGCAUCGGGCAUUUCCUCCACUAGGCUUGAUUCAGCUCGGCGAGCCCGUGUGCACAAGUGCACAAUUAGAAGAACAUCAGAUCGUCGCUCUGUCGGCAAACCGGGCUUCCAUCUCAAUUUAUUCCUGCGCUUUGGAAAAACAUUGAUCCGAUAGCUCCAUUUGACGAGACAGACACUGCGCUUCUUCGCUAGACGAGUGCAUAACCUAAUGUUUGGGUUAGCAUUUUUAUGGGUGAAUGCAUUUCUCACAGAAAAGAAUUGUUAGUGAACAGAGCAAAUGUAAUGGUACCCAAGUGGUGGACAUGAGUUUGUUGACUGGUAUUUGCUAUACCUGAAAAUGGCCAACAACAAAUUAACAAAUCCCAUUAAGGGCUUAGUCAGCAAGCGAAGAAAGCGGUAUACUCAAGAUGGGUUCAACUUGGACCUUACCUACAUCCAGAGCAAUCUCAUUGCAAUGGGUUUUCCAGCAGAGAAAUUAGAAGGAGUUUAUCGUAAUCAUAUUGAUGAUGUGUAUAAGUUUCUAGAAAAGAAACACAAGGACCACUAUAAGAUUUACAAUCUUUGUUCUGAAAGAACAUACGAUGUUGCUAAAUUUCAUAAUAGAGUUUCCAUUUAUCCUUUUGAUGAUCACAAUCCCCCUACAAUGGAGCUUAUUCAACCCUUCUGUGCUGAUGUUCACAAAUGGCUUUCACAAGACUCAAAGAAUGUAGCUGCUGUACAUUGUAAAGCUGGAAAGGGCCGGACAGGUACAAUGGUGUGUUGUUAUAUGCUACAUGCCAAGCUCUUUCCAACUGCCAGUGAAGCCCUGAGCUACUAUGGAGAUAAGCGAACUCAUGAUAAGAAGGGUGUUACGAUUCCAAGUCAGCGCAGAUAUGUUGAAUAUUAUGCCUCUCUUGUACAAGAGCAAUUGGUGUAUCGCCCAGUAACUUUAACUAUAAGAGAAAUAAGGCUAGAACCUAUGCCAGUUUUAAAUGGUGGUCAAAGCAGUAUCAUGUUUACAAUAUCAAUGAGAAACAAUAAACUCUAUCAAUCACAAAUCUAUGAAGUUAAAAAGGGUGCUCCGUCACUCACAAUAAAUUUAGAGCUCUGUGUAUAUCUUAACGAUGACAUAAAAGUGGAGUUUUUCAACAAACCAAAAAUGAUGAGGAAGGAAAAACUUUUCCACUUUUGGUUUAACACCUUUUUUGUAAGAGAAGAAGCGACCCUUGUACCUGAACCGAAAGAAAAUGGGAAUGAUGUUGAAAGACCUGAGCGAACUACUAGAGCGCUCAGCUAUGAUGAGGAGGCUCAGAUAGGCCAGUGCGAUGCCAGCAGCAGAACAAGGUCUUUGGCUCCACUGAAUCCAGAUACUAAAGUGGUUAUCCUCCGGCUUGACAAGUGGGAACUCGACGAUGCCCACAAGGAUAAACAAAAUAAAAUUUAUGCAUCAGAUUUUAGGGUGCAUGUGUCAAUGGCUCGAUUGCCUCCUGAACCUUCAGAUUGGCACAAGUCCCAUCUGCACUCCAGCAAUGUUAUGAACCCUCAUGACACUCCAAGUGAAUCAUCUGAGGCUGAUUCCACGGACCCUUCAACGGCUGAGGAGGAAGAAGAUGAUGAAGAGGAAGAGGAAGAUGGGUGGGAAUCUGCUGCAAGGCACGUCGCCGAACUUUAACCAAGUGGAGGCCACGGAGAGUCGCCGAGUGGGACGCUACAGCCUUCUGUCCAACUCAGAAUUCUGCCCGUCGAAUCAGCCUUUUGCUUAAGGAAGAACUCAAGCUGCUGCUGAUGCGAUUCACCACCCUGCUCCAACAUUUGCCCAGUGAGAAAACAAUUAAACUUUUAUUAAUGACAAAUGUGUAUUAGUAGAUCAACUAAAAAAAUUAAAAAAAUGUAAUUAGCUCUAUAGGUUUUCAUGACCAGGAAUCAAAAUUUUGUACCUUAGUAGGCCCUUUGUCUGGAUUGGAUUUUGUGGUUGUUUUAUAGAAAAGUGUGCAUUCAUCCUGGCCUAUCUUGGCUCUUGUUUUGGAGAAAUGUCUUUUCUUUGGAGUGGAAAUUGGGUGAGACAAGCUGCUAAUUCUGCACUGUCUGUGUCUCUUCUUAAAUAUCUAUGUAUUUGGUUGUUAUGAUUUAUUUGUACAAGGCAAUCAAUACCGAAGGAUCUUUUUGACAUGAGUAUCUUCAUCAUUGAUCUCUCAUAAACCUUUCCUUUAUCUAAGAAGCUUCUUAUGUAUUCUCAGAUGAAGAAAUUUGUGGUGGGUUUGCCUUUCUGUAGUUUUAAAUUUUGAAGUGCAAUACACCUUUGUCGAUUCCCCCUCUCUCUCCCUAUUUUAAACUUUUAAAAGAGAUGAAAAGACACAGGCUAAUAUCAAAUAUCUGGUUUAGUUAGAAUGCAUGUGAUUAUUCUGGCACCAGAUAAUGUUAUUGCUGUUUGUACAAUCCUUUUAAUCAUUCUCUUCCAAAAAAACAUAUUCUCAAAUCUGAAUGUAGGGUCAAAUUUUUAUUUAUCUUCUACCUAUUUUCGUGUUUGUAUGUUUGGUUGGGAUCAGUGCUUGAGAUGUUAUUUUAUAUUUAAAUGUUGCAUUUAACUUGCAACAUAGCAUUUUCGUUUUUAAAUUUAAAGACAAUAAAGCAAACAUUUAAGUUACCUGACUAGGAAUUCUUAAGCCAACUCAUGAUCUGGUGACAGUAACCCUUGCUUCAGGUUGUCAGCAUUGAAGUUGAAAUGAAAGUAACAGUAUUUUGUUCGUGGAGGAUAUUUAUUGGAGGGUGAAACAAGAGCAAAGAGGGGCAGGAUAUUAGUGUACAAGUUUAUGUCCACAUUUCUACAUUUGUUUUACACUAUGUGCAUAUUUGUUUUUACUUCAUCAAUCCUUUUUUGGUGUGUGUGUGUGUGUGUGUGUGCGCGCGCGCGUGUAUGCGUGUGUGAUUGUCCAGUUUCUGGUUUAUUGCUCGUGAAAACGCUAGUGCUAUCAGCUUAAGCACUGACAGUUUGGUCUUUCUUUCCUAUUUGUAUAAUUUAAGAGCUGUAUGACUUACAUUUACAUCACUCAAUUAAAUGAACUUUUUAAUUUUAUGAUUGCACAGCUCUUGAAAUUUUGGGUUCAGAUUAUAUUUGAUUUUCCAAUAGAGAGUUCUGAAUUUGGUGGAAAAUAACCGUACCAUGUUUUUGAUUUUACAUUUCUUCUCAAAAACCAUCUUUAAACGGAUAACAUUUUAAAACCAAUAACUGAAUUAUUCCAAGGGAAGUUCUAUUUGAUUACCCUUUUUCACUUGGAGCAGAAGCUUUUGGUUUGACUUUGAUUUUUGAGUAAACAAUUUGCAUAUUGUAAAGUCUGGAACUCAUGAGUAUCUCAUUUUUUUGCACAUUGUUUUACUGUCACAUGAUCACUGUUCUGCACUACCAAUGUGCUUUUUCAGCCCUCUGUCAAUGAACCUCACAAGUGUUUAGAAGUUUUCUAGGUAUAUUGAGAAAGCUUAAGCUGUUACUGUUGCAUAUUUAAAAUGCUAACCCUGUUAUUAUUGAAGUGGUUCAGUGCCUAGUGUUUAGCAAAAUCAAUUUGGAUAUGCUCCUGUGCCUGAAACCUGUGUGAUCUCUUGUUUUCUUAAAUGUAAGUUUUAAAGAUGUACAGUCCUGUUUAUGGUUGGAUGCAUAGAAGGGGUCAGUUCCCACAGGGUGUAUCAUGAAGUUAUGUUUUGGAGCGUUGCUGUGAUGUGGAUGUUUUACACUUUGAGCCAAUAGGCACAAGGUGUUUGCUGUAGGAGGUGGUUUGUUGCAAGUACAAAUGUUCCAUUUUCUCCCUAGCUUUAUCAACUUGUUACAGUACUCCCUUAUGCCUCUUCAAAUUUAGAUUCACUGAAUUUCUUUAAAUUAGGGGAUAUGGAAAGAAAUAUUCUUUGCUACAAGUCACCCAGCACACUUCAAAUUUAUUAUUGUAUGAUGAUUGAGCUUUGAUGAUAAAUCAAAGUAUCAUUUAGGAUGUUCCCUUUUUCAAGCUUGUUUAUAUUUUGAUAUUUUUCAAUCUCCUCCUUUCCUCAGAUUUAUAAUUUUUUAUAAUUUUUAUGUUAGAUAACCUGUUUUUGUUCAACUUGUGGAAUUACUUUUAAAGUACUUUAUUCACCUUAGGUACAAAUUCAGCAACAUGUGAAAUUGUAUUUCCCUUUUUUUUACGGUUUUCUUUACGUUUUUCUUUAAAUGCUGAGAUAUGGAUAGUUGUGAAUGAGUUGUGGUAUUGUCUAGGUAUUGUUGACUUUUUUUCUCCUUUUGUAUCUCUAUCUUCUUUGAGAUCUGUUAAUAGAUUUGAGUUGCACCACAUAGUGGAAGAGUAGGACUGCUGUGUGUGGUACCUAGUGUGCUUCAUGUACAAUUUUGUACUAUGUAGUACUUUGUAUUACACUUUUGAAGCAAUCGUUGUACAUCACGGACUGAAUGUAUCAUUCAUCUGCAUUAAAGAGCUGUACUUGUUUAUGUACAGUUACGUUUAGUGCUGUGAUUCUUGACUCUAAGCCAGUGUUAUGUUGUGCAAACCUUUGUGUGGUGUAUCUGCUUGAUGACUAUUUUUCCAUAAUAUUGCAUUAUGUAGUUGAGUUUCAUGUACAGUAUUGUGCCAUACCCUGAUGUAACAUAAAUAAGUUGUACUCAUUUAUCAUCAAGCUUUUUCACCCAUACCUUACACAAAAGUGCUCUGUGUAUAAUGCAGUAUGGUAUCAUCAACUACCAUACUGUUUAAUAACUCCUUUCUUUUUCUUUUAUAAAACCUAUACCACCUUCCUUUUUUUUCUUUUUUUUUUUUUUUUAAUAGUCUAUGUGAAAAGAGAACAUUCAUAUUAUAGGGAAAUGAAUUUGUAUUAUUCCCAUUCAAAAUAUGAAGUGUUAAACUAAACCCCUUCCCCCCGAAAAAUUCAAAAAAGGAAAGAAAAAAACAUGAAAAUUAAACACAGUUUUGAAUGAA